ACGGGAUGCGCAGUGCUGGGCCCGCGCUAGGUACAUGGGUGCUGCUGUGAUCCCGGUUCACCGGGAGGGAAAGCGUCUGACCUGCCCGGGUCGUGCGUCUCCUCGGGGGCCGGGUUGGUCUCCAUCCCGGGACAGCUGAUACCGCAGCCUCUGUGCUCUGCCGGGAGCCCCACGUCCAUCCACGCUCGCUGCGCCUGUGCCCUUCAGGCGAAAACUGUGUUUGUGGACGUUGGAGGGGUCGGCCCAAGGGAGUGUGGCGGCUCCCCAGCAUCUCUCCAGCCCCCGUGGAAGGACACGGGUCCCCCCAACCCCGCUCCCGCACUUUACAGUUAGCCGUUCCCUGGUGACUCAUCUGGCAAGAUGCUGUGUCAGGCUGUAGAAGAUGUCAAUGUUACUUUCGAAGAUCAGCAAAAAAUAAACAAAUUUGCUCGAAAUACGAGUCGAGUCACAGAGCUAAAGGAGGAGAUAGAAGUAAAGAAGAAACACCUCCAGAAUUUAGAAGACGCUUGCGAUGACAUCAUGCUAGCAGAUGACGACUGCUUAAUGAUCCCAUACCAGAUUGGAGACGUUUUCAUUAGCCACUCUCAAGAGGAAACCCAGGAAAUGUUAGAAGAAGCAAAGAAAACUUUGCAAGAAGAGAUUGACGCCUUAGAAUCCAGAGUGGCAUCCAUCCAGCGGGUAUUAGCUGACUUGAAAGUACAGUUAUACGCAAAAUUUGGCAGCAACAUAAACCUUGAGGCGGAUGAAAGCUAAACAUUUUCUAAUACUUUUUUUUACCUUGUUUAAUAAACUUGAAUAUUGUCUUAAAUAAUAAUUUCCCUUCUUCAAAUGAAACGAAAGGAAAGCAUUCUUUUUUUAAAUUUUUCAUUUAAUUAAUGGAAACUUGCCUAUUUUCACAUGUCUUGCUUAUUUAUUUUAUAUUUUUGAAAGAAGACAGUAUUCAUGUAUGUAUUUUGCAUAAUGAUUAUAUCAAUUUUAGGGGCUUUAUGUCAUGUUAUUAAAAUCAGUUAAACGGUCUUUGUUUCUG
Molecule: messenger RNA, 1027 nt
Organism: Onychomys torridus (southern grasshopper mouse)
Lineage: Eukaryota; Metazoa; Chordata; Mammalia; Rodentia; Cricetidae
Gene: Pfdn4
Product: prefoldin subunit 4
Exons: 4
Coding region: 361-753 (130 amino acids)
Biological process (GO): protein folding
Cellular component (GO): prefoldin complex; cytoplasm
Source: RefSeq, a predicted model, not a curated record